Molecule: messenger RNA, 585 nt
Organism: Telopea speciosissima
Lineage: Eukaryota; Viridiplantae; Streptophyta; Magnoliopsida; Proteales; Proteaceae
Exons: 1
Coding region: 77-511 (144 amino acids)
Source: RefSeq, a predicted model, not a curated record
UUUUAACUAAAGUCCCUAGUCCCAAAAGAAUUAUGGAUAAGAAUAUCCGCCGACUUCAACGGCAGCCAAAACACAGAUGGCCGUCCCAAUUGCUGCUCUAAGCUUCACCGCCUCUAAGCCCUGUCCUCCAUUCGCUGGGAUUCAUGGCGCCGCCGUCGCCCAGCGGAGCUCGAUUGGCACAUUAAGGGCGAUGAAGGUGGAUAAGCCACUGGAAGAGCUCUACAACGUGAGAGUAGAGAGAGAAGUAUCAAAGGAGCGGCUACAUGAGCUUGGUGUCCACAGGUGGUCGAUAUGGAAGACAGGAAAGUGCAAAUAUCCAUGGGACUGGCACGUAGACCAACUUGUCUACAUCGAAGAAGGAGAGGUCAGAGUAGUUCCCGAAGGCAGCGAACGCUUCAUGAGCUUCGUUGCUGGAGACCUUGUUCGCUAUCCUAAAUGGUUCGAGGCCGAUCUCUUCUUCAAUGGUCCCUACCGGGAGCGUUACAGAUUUAGGGCUUUCGGCGAUGACUAAGGCUAGAUUCUAUUUCUACUAUGAAUUCGACAUUUCUGGAUAGUUACCUUUGUUACAAUUUGAAUCAUGGUUUA